Molecule: messenger RNA, 122 nt
Organism: Racocetra persica
Lineage: Eukaryota; Fungi; Glomeromycota; Glomeromycetes; Diversisporales; Gigasporaceae
Source: the annotation of a GenBank genome assembly
CUCCUACAUCUACUGCCACCAUUAAAUACCUUUGUGGCAACUUUCAUACACAAUUUAUCUCUUCAUCAAACAAACAAUAUACUUCAUCCGCCUUAGCUAGCUCUACCACUUCCAAUAAUCAA